This is a messenger RNA of Clunio marinus, 216 nucleotides long. Lineage: Eukaryota; Metazoa; Arthropoda; Insecta; Diptera; Chironomidae. The record is from the annotation of a GenBank genome assembly.
AUGAAGAACGAAAAAAAUCUUAUUCUCCAUUCAUUUGUGGUUGCUUACAUUCAACAGGUCUUCUCGUCACAACGGAUGGAAAUUCAAGUGGCAAAUGAAUAUUUUCAAACAAUGGAACCUCAGACGGUAGAGACAAGACAGACACGAAAGAAACAGAAGAGUGAAGAAGAACGAACGAACAUCUCAACUCCUUACAGCUUACACAUAUCUUGUUGA